GUUUCAAACUGGGACACAAUUAUUUCAAGAAAUGGUUCUGUGGUCUAGUUGGUUAUGGCAUCUGCUUAACACGCAGAACGUCCCCAGUUCGAUCCUGGGCAGAAUCAUAUUUUUAGCUGCGAAAAGGCACUUUUUUUAUACUGAUCGUCUCUGCUUUUCAAUAUGUGAGUGCCUGAAAAGUUCAAAAUGAGGCAGAGAAACAUGUCGGUUCUCCGGUUAAAGCAUAAUC
Molecule: messenger RNA, 229 nt
Organism: Suhomyces tanzawaensis NRRL Y-17324
Lineage: Eukaryota; Fungi; Ascomycota; Pichiomycetes; Serinales; Debaryomycetaceae
Exons: 1
Coding region: 32-190 (52 amino acids)
Source: RefSeq, a predicted model, not a curated record